AGAACGCUAAAGCGUACUCUUGGAAGUGUAGUGGUCUUGUUCGCCCCUCUCUCUGUUAGCUCUCUAAGUAGACUUCUACGUACUCGAGAAUUGGACGUCAACCAGACGCUAGAGGAUUUGCGUGCUAUUCUUGAUAUUCCAGAGGACCAAAGCCGCCCGCUUCGCCUGCAUCACCCUUCCUUCCGGGACUUCCUCCUCAACAAGGAGAGGUGCGGCGAUCCCAACUUCUUGGUGGAGGGGACGCAGGCCCACCAGACACUAGCCGAUGACUGUGUCCAACUCCUGUCAACCUCUCUCAAGCAAGACAUAUGUGGCGUUGGUGCUCCAGGUGCGCCUGUAGAUGACGUAGAAAGGGAUCGAGUGGAUCAAUGUCUUCCCGCAGAGGUCCAGUACGCAUGUCUCUAUUGGAUACAGCAUCUGCAGAAGGGCAGCACUCAACUUAACGACAACAACAACAAAGUACACCGUUUCCUGCAGCAGCAUUUCCUCCACUGGCUUGAGGCACUCGCGUGGAUGAGGAAGGUUCCUGAGGGAGUCUAUGCGAUUAAUUGUCUGGAGUCUAUGACAGCGUUGCAUACAUGCCCCCAGCUCUCUAGAUUUAUUCAUGAAAUAAAGCGGUUUACCCUGUACAACCGGUCAGUAAUUGAGCAAGCACCACUUCAAACGUAUUGCAGUGCGCUUGUUUUUGCACCAGAGACAAGCAUAGUAAAAAAGCAUUUUAUAGAGUGCGCGUCUCGAUGGGUGCGAAUAUUGCCAAAGGUAGAUCAAAGUUGGAAUGCGCUGCUGCAGACGCUUGAGGGUCAUACGGGUUCGGUCUGGGCCAUAGCCUUCUCACCAGACGGCAAGCAGCUGGCAUCGGCUUCAGGGGACACGAUGGUCAAGCUGUGGGAUGCCGGGUCAGGCGCGCUGCUGCAGACGCUUGAGGGUCAUACGGGUUUUGUCGGGGCCAUAGCCUUCUCACCAGACGGCAAGCAGCUGGCAUCGGCUUCAGGGGACACGAUGGUCAAGCUGUGGGAUGCCGGGUCAGGCGCGCUGCUGCAGACGCUCAAGGUUGGCGCUUCCAUCAGGACUCUUUCUUUCUCCGAUGACGUCACUUCUCUCCAGACUAACAUAGGAUCAUUGCCCAUCUUAAGAUCUUCCAUACGCGGUACAGCCAUUGGCCAUGUGCAGCCUUCAUCUUCUAUCUUGGUGGAGGAUCAAUGGGUUACUCUCCAUCGUGAGCGGAUUCUUCGGCUUCCUAUUGAGUACCAGUCAAGUACCUCUGCUGUUCAAGGGAGUACUAUUGGCCUUGGGUCUAUGUCUGGAAGAGUCACAAUCAUAGGAUUUGCUUCCUGA
Lindgomyces ingoldianus is the source of this 1335-nucleotide messenger RNA. RefSeq lists its product as uncharacterized. The annotation marks the transcript as partial. NCBI's taxonomy places the organism in Eukaryota, Fungi, Ascomycota, Dothideomycetes, Pleosporales, Lindgomycetaceae. Gene Ontology annotation, molecular function: protein binding. The transcript has 2 exons. The record is from RefSeq and is a predicted model, not a curated record.